Molecule: messenger RNA, 1359 nt
Organism: Lachancea mirantina
Lineage: Eukaryota; Fungi; Ascomycota; Saccharomycetes; Saccharomycetales; Saccharomycetaceae
Source: the annotation of a GenBank genome assembly
AUGAGAGUCUCCGCUGCUGUUGCGCUUUCACUUGCAAGUGCAUCCGUGUCCAGCGCGCUCCCACAUGUGCACAGACGUGCGGCCGACAACAAUGAUUGUACCACCGCACACACGCACCAUCAGAACAAACGUGCCAUCGCGAUCGAGUACGUCUACCAGACCGUAACGGUCAACGACGAAGGUGUCGCUUUGCAGGCGCCUUCUUCUUCUGUGGUCGCUACUGAGAUUCCAUCUUCAGAACUUACGUGGUCCGCCACCUCGACUUCUGCUGCGUCUGCUGCGUCUGCUGCGUCUGCUGCGUUGUCCGUCUCUUCGUCUGCCGCACCUUCUUCUGCGACUACCACUUUGAGCAGCUCUUCGGUCCAGCAGGCCGCUUCGUCUGCCGCCGCUUCGUCUGCUGCGGCUUGGUCGUCUGCGGCUUCUUCUUCUCAGGCCUCUUGGUCGUCGUCGUCGUCUGCUCCGGCUUGGUCGGCUGCGUCUUCGUCUGCGGCUUCGUCUUCGCCUUCGCCUUCCUCCUCCACAUCCAGCUCCGGUGGCACUGACGGCGACUUGGCCGGUUUCUCCAACCCAUCCCAACAGUUCCAGGACGGCACCAUCAAGUGUAGCGACUUCCCUUCGGGACAAGGUGUUCUUUCCCUCGACUGGCUAGGAUUCGGCGGCUGGUCCGGUAUCGAGAACUCGGACGGGUCUACGGGCGGCACUUGUGAAGAGGGCUCUUACUGUUCUUACGCUUGCCAACCCGGUAUGUCCAAGACUCAAUGGCCUUCGAGUCAACCUGCCAACGGAGUCUCUAUCGGCGGUCUCUACUGUAAGAACGGUUACUUGUACCGUUCCAACACCAACUCCGACUACUUGUGUGAAUGGGGCAUGGACAUGGCCGUCGUCACUUCUGAGCUAAGUGAAUCCGUUGCCAUUUGUAGAACCGAUUAUCCUGGUACCGAAAACAUGGUCAUUCCAACUUACGUCGAGGCCGGUGGUCAAUUGCCCUUGACCGUCGUCGACGAGGACAACUACUACCAGUGGAAAGGUAUGAAGACUUCUGCUCAGUACUACGUCAACAACGCGGGUGUUUCCCUCGAGGAUGGUUGCGUGUGGGGUACUCCGGGCUCUGGCGUCGGUAACUGGGCCCCACUCAACUUUGGUGCAGGCUACACCAACGGUGUCGCUUAUUUAGCCUUGAUUCCAAACCCAAACAACCACGAUUCUCUCAACUUCAACGUCAAGAUCGUUGCUGCGGACAGUUCCAGUAUCGUGAACGGACAGUGUUACUACGAGAACGGCCAAUACAACGGCGGUGGUUCUGACGGCUGUACCGUGGCUGUCACUGCUGGUAGGGCCAAAUUCGUGUUGUACAACUAA